Molecule: messenger RNA, 1782 nt
Organism: Colletotrichum orchidophilum
Lineage: Eukaryota; Fungi; Ascomycota; Sordariomycetes; Glomerellales; Glomerellaceae
Product: dihydroxy-acid dehydratase
Exons: 2
Coding region: 1-1782 (593 amino acids)
Biological process (GO): branched-chain amino acid biosynthetic process
Cellular component (GO): mitochondrion
Molecular function (GO): dihydroxy-acid dehydratase activity
Source: RefSeq, a predicted model, not a curated record
AUGACUUCAAAUUUUGGCGCGGUUCAUCCUCCUGCCGGUAAAGAACAAGGACACCAAGACCCUCGUUAUGUCGAAUUCCCCAUUGCACCAGAUGACGCAACUUGGGAAGAUGGACAGCCGGCCAUGCUUUAUGCUGCGGGUGUCCCUAAUGAAGAGAUGAUGCAAAAGAGUCCGCAAGUUGGUGUCGCUUCAGUAUGGUGGGAGGGAAACCCGUGCAAUAUGCAUCUCCUAGAUUUGGGAAAGACCGUCAAGGAGGCCGUCCAGAAGAAGGGCUAUAUCGCCUGGCAAUACAGCACGUUGGGCGUGUCCGAUGGCAUUGCCCAAGGCAACGAAGGCAUGAGAUUCUCCCUGCAGUCGCGUGAGCUCAUUGCAGACAACAUCGAAACCAUUACCUGUGCACAAGCUCACGACGCCACUGUGGCCAUUCCCGGAUGCGACAAGAACAUGCCAGGCUGCGUCAUGGCAGUCGCCAGGCAUAAUCGUCCAUCGGUUAUUGUGUACGGUGGCACUGUUGCCGGCGGGUACUGCGAGGUCCUGAAGAAGCCCAUCGACAUUGUCACUUGCUACGAAGCCCAGGGCGCUUAUCUGUUCGGUACGCUGGGCUCCUGGUCCGACGACGAGUCUGUCAAGCCCGAGGAAAUUCUGUCGUCAAUCGAAAAGGGAGCUGUCCCGGGCCCCGGUGCUUGCGGUGGCAUGUAUACCGCGAAUAGUCUGGCAACCAUCAUCGAGACUCUCGGCCUAUCCGUUACCGGCUCGUCAAGUACCCCAGCAGCCUCCCCGAUCAAGAUGAGAGAGGCAACAAAGGUAGCCGACGCCAUUGAAGUCUGUUUGCGUCGCAAUAUUCGACCUAGGGACAUUCUCACCAAGGAAUCCUUUGAAAACGCACUCGUCAUCACGAUGGCCCUAGGAGGUUCUACCAACUCCGUCCUACAUACCCUUGCGAUGGCAAGAGCAGCCGAAGUUCCUCUCACUCUCGAAGAUUUCCAGCGGGUCUCUCGUAAGACUCCCUUCAUCGCUAACCUGAAGCCGAGUGGCAAGUACGUCAUCGAAGACCUAUUCCACGUUGGCGGGGUACCAUCAGUCACCAAGCUUCUCAUCGCUGGUGGUCUCCUUAAUGGAAAGACUCUCACCGUCACUGGGAAAACGCUCGAAGAGAACGUUGCCUCUUGGCCAUCGUUGGUCCCUCAACAGGACAUCAUUCGACCCCUGUCUGACCCCAUUAAGCCCGCUGGACAUCUCGUUGUGCUGCAUGGGAAUAUCGCCCCUGGCGGAGCAGUGGCCAAGAUUACCGGAAAGGAGGGUCUCCAAUUUGAAGGUGAAGCACGCUGCUUCAACAAGGAGUCCGAGCUUGUCACCGAGCUCAAUGCCGGCAACAUCCCUAGGGACAGGAACAUUGUCCUCGUCGUUCGCUACGAAGGACCAAAGGGUGGCCCCGGAAUGCCUGAACAGCUAAAGGCAUCCGCGACUUUGAUUGGAGCCAACCUGAAGAACGUGGCACUCAUCACUGAUGGAAGAUAUUCUGGCGCCAGUCACGGCUUUAUCGUCGGCCACAUUGUCCCCGAAGCGGCCGUUGGCGGGCCUAUUGCCGUCAUCAAUGACGGCGACAUGAUCGCCAUCGAUGCCGAGACAUGCACGAUUAGCAUGAACGUGAGCGACGAGGAUAUCAAGGAGAGGCUGCGCUUGUGGAAGCCUCCCAGGCCUCCUGUGACAAGGGGCACCCUUGCCAAGUAUGCUCAUCUAGUAUCGAGCGCCUCAGAUGGUGCAGUUACCGACUUGUUCUAG